CCCUGGGAGGGAGCUCGGGGUCCGCUGCCCCUGGUGUUCUGGGACCGAGGGGCACAGGAGCCACUUCAACUGUGACCAUGCGGAAGCCGGACGGGAAGAUCGUGCUGCUGGGGGAUAUGAACGUGGGUAAAACGUCUCUGCUUCAUCGCUACAUGGAGCGUCGCUUCCCGGACACGGUCAGCACCGUGGGUGGCGCCUUCUACCUGAAGCAGUGGCGCUCCUUCAACAUCUCCUUAUGGGACACUGCAGGAAGGGAGCAGUUCCAUGGCCUGGGCUCCAUGUACUGCCGUGGGGCAGCUGCUGUCAUCCUAACAUAUGAUGUGAACCACCCUCAGAGCCUGUUGGAGCUGGAGGACAGGUUUCUGGGCCUGACAGAGACAGCCAACAACGACUGCUUGUUUGCCAUUGUGGGAAACAAAGUGGACCUGGCCAUGGAGCGGACCACAGAGGGCGGGGACAAAGGAGAGGCCUCUGGGAAGGCGGGUAGCUGUGUCUCCUCCAAGAUAUCCAGGCAGGUGCAGCCAGAGGAUGCCAUGGCCCUUUACAGGAAGAUCCUGAAGCACAAGAUGCUAGAUGAGCAAGAGAUGCCAGCUGCCGAGCAGAUGUGCUUUGAGACCAGCGCCAAAACAGGGUACAAUGUGGACCUCCUGUUUGAGACCUUGUUUGACCUGGUGGUGCCUAUGAUCGCCCAGCAGAGGGCUGAGGAGCCAUCCCAGAUUGUGGAUAUAGCCAGCUGCAAAACACCCAGACGGACUGGAUCUGGGUGCUGCACCUGAUGGCAGAGGUCUCCCGCGCGUGUGUGUGCCAGCUCUGGGCUCAGAAGUUUCACAGAACACUGUGUAUAGAUGGCAUGGGGUGGAAAUGAACACCAGCUGCUAGAACAAGCCAAGAUACCCAGCUACCUCUGGGUAUCAGGAGGUAGUACUGAAACCCUCUGCAGAGCCAGCCUGGUACCACCUUGUCUGCUGCCCCGUGCAUAUCAGCCACCAUCAUGGGGCUUGCAGCCUGGGGACCUGCCGUGGACUGGGCUUGACUUUCAUGGUCAUUGGUCACUACAUCCUGCACUGUCUGUUGUCUGUGAUGUCCUGUUUGAUACCUGUACCUGAUGGCAUUAUGAUGCCGAUUCUCCAUGUUUAAUUUAUAAGAAAUCAGGAAUGCCUGUUUUUAUACCGGGUGAGACUGGGUGGGCUACAUGUUAUUAAAAAGGAGUUGAGGAAAA
Molecule: messenger RNA, 1219 nt
Organism: Phodopus roborovskii (desert hamster)
Lineage: Eukaryota; Metazoa; Chordata; Mammalia; Rodentia; Cricetidae
Gene: Rab20
Product: RAB20, member RAS oncogene family
Exons: 2
Coding region: 78-776 (232 amino acids)
Biological process (GO): intracellular protein transport
Cellular component (GO): endomembrane system
Molecular function (GO): GTP binding; GTPase activity
Source: RefSeq, a predicted model, not a curated record